UACAAAGUCUGAAGUGAUCAUGUACGCGUCACUCGUUGUGUCGCGUAUCAGUGAGAUAUUUUUCUGCGUAAACACUCUUCAGAAUAAGUUUGUAAAUAUUAAUUAUUGUUAUUCGAACGAAUGCAAAGAAAUAUCUUAUAACUUACCUAAUUUUCUCGCGAGUGUCACGAUGUUGAAAAUUUUAAGAAGAAGAUUUCCCGCAAUAUCAAGACACCAAAUUGCAUUUUAAAAUGCAACAAACUAAAUAUAAUUCUUUCGUCGUAGUUUAAGUACUCAUGACGUGGUUUUAUUUUGGAGCUACAAAGUUCGUUCCAUUGACACUGCACCGGGUAUUCUGGCUUAUAUUUUCGUGGUCUUCCUCAGCCAUUCCCUUUAAAGAGGCUACGUUAUUAUUUGAGAUAAGGCAUGGCUUUAUUUCCUAAUUUGAUAAUUAAUGUAGCCAUUGCAGGUUAUUUUUCUGUCAGAUACUCAAGAUAACAAAUGAAUGUUCUUAUCUGAAGCAGUCAGGAGAUCGUACACAAGAUCAGGGUCAACUUGGCGAAGAAUGCCACGCCGCGUCUGACAAACAAAUGCGUACCUCCUUUUAAAUUAAUACGUCAUUUUUAAUUGCCAGCAUGUUUACACUUCAAUUUCCACGAAGGUAACCCUUUAAAGCCCGAUGGUAACUGCAUGUACCAUCUACUUUAACAAUAAUCAACUCUUAAAAUCUUGUAUUAAUACGUUUCUUAUGAUUCUGUCUGUAAACAGCGAUUAUUUCCUUAAACGGCGUUAACCAUUUGAUCUUUGUAAUGGUGAAGUGUGGUGUUUUCUUCGCGGUACGGACUGGAUUCUUAAAUAUUAUCUAGACGCCUACGCAGUGUAUCUAUGAGUUUCACGUGAUUCUCACUGUAAACAGCGAUUAUUUCCUUAAACGGCGUUAACUAGUUGAUCUUUUCAAUGGUGAAGUCUUGUGUUUUCUUCGCGGUACGGACUGGAUUCUUAAAUGUUAUUUAGACGAAGUUCGUGCUCUCGCUCUAAGACUUCCGUCUUCUGGGUUGUAACACCGUCUGGACUUGCGGAUAGCAGCGUUUCGGAGGAGCAUACCGCCUCGAUUUUCACGGCGUUGCGAACGGGCCACGUGGCACUCAUGAGGGGGAUGAGAAGCGCGUACAUGAUUUUCAUCUUUAAAACCACACGACGUUUCGGAAGUUGGCCUAGUUUUGUCAGGAUCGAUUAGAUUGAAAACAUUAAAUUAAUAAAAUAGGGGCCUUGUCCAAAAAUAUGCCCCAGUGUAAAGAUGACGAAAAGCAGAAGUUGCAAAUAAAAUUCGUGGGCAAUAUAAUUACGCUGCUUAAGUGUGCAGUCUUAGGGCUUAGUAAGUAAGCUUAGCGCAAACAGUGUUAUCUCUGCAUGCUGCGUGGUGGUAGCAGAGUGCCGAUAGUUAGUUACGUCUAAAUAGCGAUGAGGGUGGAAAGUGUAACAGCUCUUGUAAUAUUUUUCAGUAUUUAUUAUUCGUUCUGUGCUCCUGAUAAGAAUUUUGUCCGAAUAGUUGGUGGAAAGCUGGUCAACAUUAGCAAGAUUCCGUAUCAGCUGUCCCUGCAGUUUGAAGGUGAACAUAAAUGCGGGGCUUCCAUUAUCAGCCGGAGAUGGGCGGUAACAGCGGCUCAUUGCGUCGUGAGAGACUGGGACGAGGGAGAAAUCGUGGAAGCUGUGACCUUGAGUCUGAGGGCCGGGUCCAACAGAAAUGACGAAGGUGGCGCAUUGCACGGGGUCGCCCGGGUCAUUCCUCACCAGAUGUACGACCAGGACGUAUACGAUUACGACAUCGCGCUGCUCAAGGUGAAGCCCCCGUUCGUUAUCGGGCCGAAUGUCAGGGCCAUCAGGCUUCCGUCGCGGAACUACCUCGCAGCCACCGGGGCGAAGGCCAAAGUGUCCGGAUGGGGCCACCGCCAGGUGGUGCAGGCGUCUGCGGCCUUCAUGUCGCAGAACAAGGAACUCGCCAGGUCGAAAGCCAGGAAACAGACGGGUAACUUGCUCCGAAGGGCUAAUGUCACCAUCGUCAGUCGCGGUGUAUGCCACGAGGUCUACCCGGAGCUAACAUCGCGCAUGUUGUGUGCAGGGCGAUAUCCGACCGGAGGCACAGACUCCUGCCAAGGUGAUUCCGGUGGACCUCUGGUGAUCCGUGGUGUUCUGACGGGCGUCGUGUCCUGGGGCGUUGGUUGCGGACUUGGGAGGUUCCCCGGUGUAUACACUCGCGUCUCUGUUCUGCGAGACUGGAUCGCGAACACGACGGGACUGCGUUAGCCCCGCCCACAACUAAUUCCUUUAAAUAAAACUAGUCUACAUUAAUGGGGUUUAUGGAACCCAGAACCACGUCGCUCAACAAACAGUCAAAAUAUGUUCUCAUCUGUCUCUGUCCUUGUGUUUUUCGCUGUAUGUGAGAUCAGCGCGUGAGUUCCCGCCGUUCGUAGUCCUAACGGCACAGUCGCCAAAUGUUCUCACUGUACCUAAGGUUCCGUACAGGAAGGAAGAAAAUAUUUUUCGGGUUUUACAAGAAAAUGACAGCGCCAUUAGCAAAUUAGGUUAUUGGAACUCGGCCCCCACCAGAAGGUAAGAGAACGGAAAUUAAAAUUGUAAGAAUUUCAAAAAUUAAACUGGGUUUUGAGAGGAGCGAUUGGAUACACAAUGGGAUACAAAUCCAAAAUAUCCCCGAAACGGCUGUAGUAUUUUAGAACUGUGUUUUAAUAUAAAUUAUUAUUAUUAUUAUUGUUGGAUCUGUAUGAUGUUUGAUACCAUUAAUAUCGUUUCCUCUUAAAUAUUA
Zootermopsis nevadensis is the source of this 2800-nucleotide messenger RNA. RefSeq names its product trypsin-7. Gene Ontology annotation, molecular function: serine-type endopeptidase activity. The record is from RefSeq and is a predicted model, not a curated record. Lineage: Eukaryota; Metazoa; Arthropoda; Insecta; Blattodea; Termopsidae. Gene Ontology annotation, biological process: proteolysis.